This is a messenger RNA of Phascolarctos cinereus (koala), 638 nucleotides long. It is a transcript of the gene ISCA1, whose product is annotated as iron-sulfur cluster assembly 1. NCBI's taxonomy places the organism in Eukaryota, Metazoa, Chordata, Mammalia, Diprotodontia, Phascolarctidae. Gene Ontology annotation, cellular component: cytoplasm; mitochondrion. Gene Ontology annotation, molecular function: 2 iron, 2 sulfur cluster binding. Gene Ontology annotation, biological process: iron-sulfur cluster assembly. The record is from RefSeq and is a predicted model, not a curated record.
GUGUCCAUGGAGAGCCGCUGAGCUGCCGCAGGACCUCCCUGGAAAGGGAAAGGAGGGGGGAGGAGGCGGAGGAGGCGAAGGAGGGAAAGAGGGAAAGAUGUCUGCUUCAUUGGUGCGAGCCACAGUCCGGGCGGUGAGCAAGAGGAAGCUGCAGCCCACCCGAGCAGCCCUCACCCUGACACCAUCAGCUGUGAAUAAGAUAAAACAGCUUCUUAAAGAUAAACCUGAAAAUGUAGGUCUGAAAGUUGGAGUCCGGACCAGAGGUUGUAAUGGACUUUCUUACACUUUAGAAUAUACCAAGACAAAAGGAGAGUCUGAUGAAGAAGUUGUUCAGGAUGGAAUUAGAGUGUUCAUCGAAAAGAAAGCACAGCUAACACUUUUAGGAACAGAAAUGGACUAUGUAGAAGACAAAUUGUCCAGUGAAUUUGUUUUCAAUAACCCAAACAUCAAAGGAACUUGUGGCUGUGGAGAAAGCUUCAACAUUUGAAAACUCAGGACUACUUUGACAUUAAGUAUCAAGAAUGCUCGUGCUCAACCAUUUGGCUUUCUAAAGAAAUCAUAUUUCUUUCAGGUUCUGGGCCUUGCAGUGUAUGGCUACCUUAUGAGGAAAAUAAAGUUAAUGCAUUUUGAAAAUAAAA